Trematomus bernacchii (emerald rockcod) is the source of this 1933-nucleotide messenger RNA. RefSeq names its product dopamine receptor D1b (gene drd1b). Gene Ontology annotation, molecular function: dopamine neurotransmitter receptor activity, coupled via Gs; G protein-coupled receptor activity. Gene Ontology annotation, biological process: vasodilation; adenylate cyclase-activating adrenergic receptor signaling pathway; G protein-coupled dopamine receptor signaling pathway. The record is from RefSeq and is a predicted model, not a curated record. Bases 1 to 1392 code for a protein of 463 amino acids. The transcript has a single exon. Gene Ontology annotation, cellular component: plasma membrane. Lineage: Eukaryota; Metazoa; Chordata; Actinopteri; Perciformes; Nototheniidae.
AUGGAUCUGAAUUUCUCAACGGUUCAAGAUGGAAAGCAGCUGCUACCAGAGAGACACUCGUCCAAGCGUGUGCUGACGGGAUGCUUCCUCUUCCUCCUCAUCCUAACCACGCUGCUAGGCAACACGCUCGUGUGCGCUGCCGUCACCAAGUUCCGACACCUGAGGUCGAAGGUCACCAACUUCUUUGUCAUCUCGCUGGCCAUCUCUGACCUCCUGGUAGCUAUCCUGGUUAUGCCAUGGAAGGCGGCAACUGAGAUUGUUGGGUUUUGGCCGUUUGGCGCGUUCUGCAACGUUUGGGUGGCGUUUGACAUCAUGUGCUCCACUGCCUCCAUCUUGAACCUGUGUGUGAUCAGUGUAGAUCGGUAUUGGGCCAUCUCAAGCCCGUUCCGCUAUGAACGCAAGAUGACCCCUAAAGUGGCAUGUCUGAUGAUCAGUGUGGCGUGGACCCUGUCAGUCCUCAUCUCCUUCAUUCCUGUUCAGCUUAACUGGCACAAAGCUCAGACCACCAGCUACGCAGAGCUAAAUGGAACAUACCCUGACGAUCUGCCCCCUGACAAUUGCGACUCCAGCCUUAACAGGACCUACGCCAUCUCCUCCUCCCUUAUCAGCUUCUACAUCCCUGUGGCUAUUAUGAUAGUCACUUACACCCGGAUCUACCGCAUCGCUCAGAUACAGAUACGGAGAAUAUCUGCACUGGAGCGGGCAGCAGAGAGUGCCAAAAAUCGCCACAGCAGCAUGGGGAAUAGUUCGAGCAUAGAGAGUGAAAGCUCGUUCAAAAUGUCGUUCAAACGAGAAACCAAAGUCUUAAAGACGCUCUCAGUCAUCAUGGGAGUGUUUGUUUGCUGCUGGCUGCCCUUCUUCAUCCUUAACUGCAUGGUGCCGUUUUGUGAGCCCGACGUGCCGGACAGUGCCACGGACUUCCUCUGCAUCAGCUCGACCACCUUUGAUGUGUUUGUGUGGUUUGGCUGGGCGAACUCCUCGCUAAACCCCAUCAUCUAUGCCUUCAACGCCGACUUCCGCAAGGCCUUCUCCAUCCUCUUGGGCUGCCACCGGCUCUGCCCGGGCAGCAACGCCAUUGAAAUCGUCAGUAUUAACAACAACAUGGGAGCCCCUAACACAAACCCCAACUGUCAGUAUCAGCCCAAGAGUCACAUCCCUAAGGAGGGCAACCAUUCAGCUAACUAUGUGAUCCCCCACAGCAUCCUGUGUCAGGACGAGGAGUUACAGAAGAAGGAUGGAUGUGGAGGGGAGAUCGAGGUGGGCAUGGUCAACAACGCUCUGGAGAAACUUUCCCCAGCCAUCUCUGGGAAUUUAGACAGCGAUACUGAGGUCACGCUGGAGAAAAUCAAUCCCAUAACACAGAACGGACAGCAUAAAACCGCUUCAUGUUGAACAAAGGCAAAGAUGGAUCAAAGUACACCGCGGCAUGUAUGUACGCACAAAGGGAAGAAAAGCUUACCCAGGAGGACAGCACAAAGAGACAGAUGUCUUUAAGAACAUGCAUGGCAGAGAAACAGUGAAUGGGAUAUACAGGACCUUAAGACUGUCAACAAAAACCUACAUGGAAAAACCUACAGAAUGUUUUAAAGUAAAGGCACUUUAUCCUGGAUAUAACUAUCUGCAAAAUACGCUCAGCAUUUAUUGAUGAAAUUGACACAUUUGAUGAUAAAUGUUGAUAAUGUGAAUAUUAAAGCAGAACACUAGCUAAGUGCACAUGUAUACAUUUUUUUGUUACAUUUGCAAAGAUGUAUACAUCUGCAUGUGUAUUCUGUACAGUACUGACACAACCUUGGAAGGACUUAAACACAGUGUAUACAGUGGAGGAAGAUGUAGUAACUGUUAGCAAAAUGUCUUGUAGGUAGGUGCUUUGUAUUUGUUUCAUGAAAAAGAUACAUUGGUAAAUUGGGAAUUGCUUUUGGUUCAGUAUGCUUAG